Messenger RNA from Naegleria gruberi, 477 nucleotides. RefSeq lists its product as uncharacterized. The record is from RefSeq and is a predicted model, not a curated record. The annotation marks the transcript as partial. Gene Ontology annotation, molecular function: cysteine-type endopeptidase activity. Gene Ontology annotation, cellular component: lysosome. NCBI's taxonomy places the organism in Eukaryota, Heterolobosea, Eutetramitea, Acrasida, Naegleriidae. The transcript is spliced from 3 exons.
GGUGGUUUCUUAGUAGCAACUUGGAGAUUCCUUGCUGCAGUUGGAACUGCAAGUGAGCAAUGUGUUCCUUAUGUUUCCUUUGGAGGAGCAGUCCCUGCUUGCAAUAUAAAAUCUUGUGCAGUCAGUGGAGAAAAGUCACCAUUUUACAAAGUCAAAUCUGCUAGAAAACUUAAAGGAAUGGUUGACAUGAUGGCAGAUUUGAAAGCCAAUGGGCCUUUGCAAGCAACUAUGAUUGUUUAUAAGGACUUUUUCAGUUAUAAAUCUGGCGUUUAUCAUCACGUUUCUGGAAGAAUGGUUGGUGCACAUGCCAUCAAGAUUGUUGGAUGGGGAGUUGAUUCUGCUUCAAAACUUCCUUAUUGGAUUUGUGCUAAUUCAUGGGGAGAAGAUUGGGGACUUGAUGGUUACUUUUGGAUUGCAAGAGGAAGAGGUGAAUGUGGAUUGGGUAAGACUGUUUGGUCUGGAAAACCAGCUUUGUAA